This is a messenger RNA of Paramuricea clavata, 282 nucleotides long. NCBI's taxonomy places the organism in Eukaryota, Metazoa, Cnidaria, Anthozoa, Malacalcyonacea, Plexauridae. The record is from the annotation of a GenBank genome assembly.
AUGAAGUUGCGAGAAUCUCACCGAGUUGAGAAACGGGAUGGAUAUAAAACCCGUCAGCUUUGGGGAUAUUGUAGUAGUCCACAAAAAAUCACGCACAUAAGGACUAGCUUUGUCUCAGAUACUGUACAUGAUAUACCAGCUAAUGGACAGACAAGAGGAGCUGUAGAAAAGGUGAUUUCAAAGAAAGGAAGAUCAUCCACCAUAAAACGACCUGUUCAGCGAUUCUACCCCUUGGAAAUCAGAUCUAAGGCCAACCCAAGGAGGAUGACAAACCAGAAGUGA